GGUCUUGAAAACCAAUUAGUUCUCAACCUUCCCCACAGCCACAAACCAGCUGUUUUUUUAAUGGGAAAGGUAAGAUGAAAAAUCCCAUUUAUUUCACGUUGUAAUUCAUGCCUAUUUCAAUGCACAGCUCACAGAUACUUCCAUGCUUAUCCCCCCUCCUUCUCCAGAAAGGAAGAAGCCCCUUUCUCUUGUUUGAAUUCCCUUCUUGCAUGAUGAACAAUUUACUAGACUGGCCUGAACCUAUUAUCCGGGUUCAAUCCUUGUCCGAAAGCGGCUUACCGGCGAUUCCCCAUAGAUACAUGAAGCCACUUUCGGAUAGGCCGGUCAUAAACUGGCCCGAAAGUUGUGACGUCAACAUUCCGCUCAUCGAUCUUACUGGUUUAUCCGAUGACAAAAUCGGGCUUCCUCCAAGGACGGUGGACCAAAUUUUCUCGGCGUGUCGGGAGUGGGGUUUUUUCCAAGUCGUGAACCAUGGAGUUAGCCCCGAUUUGAUGGACCGAGCUCGAGAGACCUGGCGGAGCUUCUUCCAUUUGCCUAUGGAGAGUAAGCAAGCUUAUGCUAACUCACCCAAGACUUAUGAAGGUUAUGGCAGCAGAUUAGGGAUCGAAAAAGGUGCCAUUCUUGAUUGGAGUGAUUACUAUUAUCUUCACUAUCUUCCAUCAACUCUCAAAGACUACAACAAAUGGCCAGCUUCUCCGGAUUCUUGCAGGGAAGUAACUGAUGAAUAUGGGAAGGAAUUGGUGAAGUUAGGUGGGAGAAUAAUGAAGGUGUUGUGUGUAAACCUCGGGCUAAAAGAAGACCGACUUCAACAUGCAUUCGGAGGGGACAACUUAGGGGCAUGUUUAAGGGUUAACUUUUAUCCCAAGUGUCCACAACCUGAUCUUACGCUUGGCUUAUCGUCGCACUCGGAUCCCGGUGGCUUGACAAUUCUCUUACCAGACCAUCAAGUUCCCGGACUUCAAGUACUGAAAAAUGGUCGGUGGAUCACUAUCAAACCUGCUCCACAUGCAUUUAUCGUUAACAUCGGUGAUCAAAUUCAGGUGCUAAGCAAUGCAAAUUACAAGAGUGUAGAGCAUAGAGUGAUAGUAAAUUCAGGGAUGGAAAGGGUAUCAUUGGCAUUCUUUUACAACCCGAAGAAUGAUAUACCGAUCAAACCGGUGGAAGAAUUGGUUUCGGAAGAUAAACCGGCCCUCUAUCCUCCUAUGACAUUCGAUGAAUACCGACUCUUCAUCAGAUUAAAGGGCCCCAAAGGUAAAUCUCAAGUGGAGUCCCUAAAGUCUCCUGGAUGUCAUUAAAAACUAUUAUAUUUACUAUUAUUAUUAGUAGUAUUAAAAAUCUCAAUUCCAA
Messenger RNA from Hibiscus syriacus, 1347 nucleotides. RefSeq names its product probable 2-oxoglutarate-dependent dioxygenase At5g05600. Lineage: Eukaryota; Viridiplantae; Streptophyta; Magnoliopsida; Malvales; Malvaceae. The coding region runs from base 108 to 1295 and encodes 395 amino acids. The transcript has 3 exons. The record is from RefSeq and is a predicted model, not a curated record.